AUUCCCUCACCAAGUCUCAUCCUCAAGUCCAUUCUACAAAACAAAACCCUAGAACUCUUCGCCGCUUUUAACCUAACUAAUCAAAACAAACAAUGUCUGAGUCAAACAAGAAAAUUUCAUUGAUAAGCUCCGAGGGCGAGGCUUUCGAGGUGAGUGAAGCGGUUGCGCGUGAGUUCGAGAUCGUAGCGCACAUGCUCGAAGACGGCUGCUCUGGUAGCAGUAUCCCGAUCACAACCGUCGACAGUAAUAUCCUCGGCAAAGUGAUCGAGUAUUGCACGAAACACGUUGAAGUUGGUAAUGUCGAAGGAAACUCGGAGAAGGCUGAGAAGGAUCUCGAAGAGUUCGACAAAAGAUUUAUUGCUGUGGAGAUGAAUACGCUCUUUUCACUCAUCCUCGCAGCUAACUAUCUCAACGUGAAAGGCCUUCUCAACAUUGGUUGCCAGAAGGUUGCAGAUACCAUCAAAGACAUGAAACCAGAGGAGGUUCGCUCUAUUUUUAACAUCGAGAAUGAUUACACUCCUGCAGAAGAGGAAGUUGUUCGCAAGGAGAACGAGUGGGCUUUUCAGCCCUAAUUUUUUCUAGUUUUCUGAAUUUCGGUGUUAUUUGUUUUUGUUUUUUUGAUGACUUGGUUUGUCUCUUUUCUUUACAAUUCGUGAAUCGUUUUUAAUAGUUUUCUCCAAGUAUGCCUUAUUGAGUUAUUCGUUUAUUUAGUUUUAAGAGUUUUGUUCCGUUUAGUUUCAUGGUUAUCAUGUUGAUCACGAAUGCCUUUGAGUUUGAGAUCGUUAGCCAGCGAGGAUGAGUUUUACUUCCGUCUAGUGUCAUGGUUAUGUUGAUCAUCAUUCUUUACUUGGACAGGUAAGAACUCUAAUGAGUCUUGAUAUAUUUCACGACCAAAAAAAUCUUGAGAUCUUCAUUUUUAUAUGUUCAAUAUAUUUCACGACCAAAAAAAAUUUGAGAUCUUCAUGUUUAUGUUCAAUAUAGGCGCCGCCUCCGCUUUUUUUUUGUUUGGGCAAAUGUUUCUAUUUAGGGUUUCUCUACUUCUUAAAACCUUUAGUUUGAAAUUUUAUUUUAAAAUAUUAUUACUUUUUCAAAAUUCACACGCCAUCAGACUAGGAAAAGCUUUAAAUUAUCUAAGCUGAGCUUGUUGCCAUAUGCACGAUGGCAUGUAUCAUCUUGAGUUCGGCGUCGUUUCUUUUGAUGUAAUAAAUUUGAAUUUAAUGCAAGUAAUAGAUCUUGAUCCGCGCAACCGCGCAAAUAUUUUUUUCAAUUUAUAUACAUAGAUAUUUAUUUUAGAUCAUUGGUUAUUUACAUUUUUAACGUUAAUCAUGUAUUUAAAUAUUUAUAUAACUAUUUCAAAUAUAAUAAUUUCAUAGUUUAUAUGCUAUAACUAAUUAAUUGUUUAAAAUCGUCACAUGCAUUUGUCGCUUCUUAUUAUAUAUUUAUUUUAUUGUAUUUGCAUUUAGUUACUGAAAAGAUUAAUGUAUGCAUGAAACAACAUAUCUGAAAAUUAUUUUGUGUUUAAUUUGUACUAAAUUCUGACUCAUCGUCCUUCAAAGCUGGAUUUUCUUUUAGCAAUAUUUUUUACGUUUAUUCAUUUUAGAUAAUAUAUUAUUGUAUAU
Brassica napus (rape) is the source of this 1619-nucleotide messenger RNA. Its product is annotated as SKP1-like protein 11. The transcript has a single exon. The coding region runs from base 93 to 572 and encodes 159 amino acids. The record is from RefSeq and is a predicted model, not a curated record. Gene Ontology annotation, molecular function: cullin family protein binding. Gene Ontology annotation, biological process: SCF-dependent proteasomal ubiquitin-dependent protein catabolic process. Gene Ontology annotation, cellular component: nucleus; cytoplasm. Lineage: Eukaryota; Viridiplantae; Streptophyta; Magnoliopsida; Brassicales; Brassicaceae.